AUGUAUUGUUUCGAAUUCAUCAAAACUUUGCAACAAUAAAUGUUUAACUCAUCAUUUUAUGCUUAGAAUAAGUAGAUAUUGAUGGUGCCAUCUCUGACAAUGAUAAUCAAAAGUAUUAAAUUACAAAAAUUAAUUAGAAUUCAAAAUUUUGGUUAAAAAUACAGCGAUUUCCUUGAACAACGAUUUUUUUGACUUAACAAGUUACAAAAAUAAUCUAUUGAUUUUUCAGUGA
This is a messenger RNA of Paramecium octaurelia, 232 nucleotides long. Lineage: Eukaryota; Ciliophora; Oligohymenophorea; Peniculida; Parameciidae. The record is from the annotation of a GenBank genome assembly.